Ictalurus punctatus (channel catfish) is the source of this 4505-nucleotide messenger RNA. Its product is annotated as transmembrane protein 198. The transcript has 6 exons. Gene Ontology annotation, cellular component: plasma membrane. Lineage: Eukaryota; Metazoa; Chordata; Actinopteri; Siluriformes; Ictaluridae. Bases 330 to 1361 code for a protein of 343 amino acids. The record is from RefSeq and is a predicted model, not a curated record.
AGGUGUAAAGUCCAAUCUGGCAACCCUGUUUGUGAUUAGCUUAGCUGAGGCGCUGCAUCCUUUCAAACCCGGAGUGGAGACGCCGAGUGCGAGUCUGUCAAACUUUUCCCACAGCAGACGUGGAGAAGAAACUAAAAACUAACUAUGUUGCUUUUUAAAGCGCUCCAGUCUCUCCUUGUGCUGUUUUAAUGGUGUUUUACGACUUUUAGCACUCCAUUUCGGGCUCUUCCUCCUCUGGUUUAUCGAUUACAGGAGCUCCACGUCGUUCCAAUGACUUCAGGACCAUAACCGAUCUCCUGCUUCAUUUUGGACCCCCUUCUCCUGUGAAAAUGGCCGACAUUGCCGGGUUUGUCUCUGAAGAACCAGCGAAAGGCCCAGGAGAGCUGGAUCCGUGUCUGCUGGAAAUUGACAGGACGUAUGAAAUCGUCCCCGCUGUUAUCUCCUCCACAUGCUGCCUCUUUGGAAUUAUCUACUGCUUCUUUGGUUACCGCUGCUUCAAAGCCAUCAUGUUCUUGUCGGGUUUGUUGUUUGGCUCGGUGAUUAUCUUCCUGCUGUGCUAUAAGGAGCGAGUGUUAGACACACAACUGAGCAUAGAGGCAAGCGCUGGAAUAGGCCUGGGCAUCGGGCUUCUGUGUGGCCUCGUCACUAUGCUAGUGCGCAGCGUCGGCCUCUUCAUGACGGGUAUCCUGCUCGGCCUGCUCCUUGCCAUCGGUGGCCUUUUGCUCGCACACCAGCUGUACACACCCAGCACCUUGUGGGUGCCCGUAGGUGUCCUCCUUGGCACUGGCAUGCUGUGUGCCGUUUUAACGCUUCAGUGGCAGAGGUUUUUCACCAUCAUCUCCACAGCUGUGUUUGGCGCUGCCAUCAUGACAGUGUGUGCUGAUUACUUUGUGGAAUUGCUGAUGCUGGUUACACACAUCUAUAACUGUCUGCGCCUUGUCCCUGCUCCCGCACCGCUCUGCUGGUACAGCUGGGUCAUUCUGGGCAUCUGGCCUAUGCUCAGCAUUAUGGGAGGAUUAGUGCAGUGGAAGCUCACCGCCGAAGGUUUUUCACACACUGAAGUGAUCAUCAGUAGAAGGCAGAAGCGAUUGCAGCUGAUGAGAAUAAGACAGAAAGAUGUGAAAAAGCUGCAGCUGUCUGCAGGUCAGGAGGGGACGUAUCGCCGUAAACCCACUCCUGUAAAACGCUACGCUGGAGAUCUUCUAGCUCCAAGUUAUCUGCAGAGUCUCCGGGAGCGUCAGAUGGGCACCGGCACGUCCCUGAGCAGCCUGAGUACCGCCAACCAUACCAUGGUGGAUAUGGAUUAUGAUACUGGAUCUACAGUUCCACUCACACACACCACAGCAGCAGCACGCACCUGAAUAUGAGCUGCAUUCGUCAGUGGUUAAAGAACUAACUGUCCGGAUAAGGAGAAAACAAGAUUGCGUGGUACUUCAUAGUAAAGUCAGACGGUAUGACUGAGAUUUUGGUCAGGUCCGAAAGUCCACUGCCAAGAACUGUUAUUUCAUCACGUUUAAAACCUUAACACAGCCCUGUCUGAUUCAAAUUAAGACUCUAUCAUUCACUAAUAUUAGGCAGAGAAAGUCUUAUUAAUUUAAAGCAGUGGGAGUUUGUGUGUGUGUGUGUGUGUGUGUGUGUGAUUUAUAUAAAGUGUGUGAGAACAUUACAUUUAUGUAGAUUUAAAUUUUACACAGUGAAUUUUUCAGACAGCUACACACCGGAUCUGUCCCAGUUUUAAAUCUGCAGUGUAAAGAUUUCUGAUCAUUGCCAUGCAGUGAAAUUUGGUUGUAGGUGAAUGUAUACAUCUUUCCAGCCUGAAAAUUGGCUCAGCUCACAGCCAGAACAGAACUGCUCAGCUCUCCCCCUUUUUCAGCAGGCAUACUGUGUGUGUGUGUGUGUGUGUGUGUGUGUGUGUGUGUGUGUGUGUGUGUGUGUGAGUGAGAGAGAGAGAGAGUCACUUGUGGGAAAGGGUACAGUUGCAAUUCACCUUGCGGACUACAGAGGGCUCUAAAACAUCAAAUGACUGAAGUAAGUGUCUGUUCUGGAAUAUGUAGGAUCCUCGGUGUAAAAUUGUGUGACAGUUUUCUAUAGCUUAUGAGGAAACAAUGGUUCUCGAUGGACUUAAACUCUGGACCUGACUGUGUGGAGAUAUAAAUCGUCUAAUUCAAAUCAUUAGGACUUCAGUAGAUCACUGUAUAUGGGUGUAAAUGGACUUGGUAGGCCUUUAACAUUAGUUGGCUUUUCAUUUGCCGACUAAUAACCAGCAAACAGUAUUUAUUUUUAUAAUGGCCUGCCCUGUCUCUUAAGUUCAAAAUGUUCACUUUUUAACCUGCCACCACAUAUCGUCGUCAUCUUAGGUUUAGUCAAUUCCGGUAUUUCCCCGACUAUAAGAUGCUUUUUUGGAUUCCUAUAGUAGAUGCUGUGAUUUUUUUAAAAUAAAUAAAUAAAUAAAAUAGUUAUUUAUUUAUUUAUUUUGCAGUGAAGUGACUGCCUUCACAGAUAUUUGACCAAAUGGUGAUCAAAUGAAAAACUCCAUUCUUUGCGUAUGGGUAAGAGAUUGUUGAAGUUCUGAUUAUUAUUAUUAUUAUUAUUAUUAUUAUUAUUAUUAGCAUGUUCAUGUCAUUUCAGCAAAUACUGGCCUUAUUGUUAACUGUGGAAAGUCUUUUCCGUUGCGUUUUUUUUUUUUUAAGUCAUAUUAGUUUACAAAGUGACCUCACACAUUCACGUUUCACAAAAAAAAUUGGGCAGUUUUUACAAGUAGGAUGGCCCACACUCAUAAUUAUUGAAGAUGCAUCAACGUGCUUUAUACAACUUAGCAACUUGUAGCAAUAUAGCAGCUUAGGGGGCAUCUUAUAGUCUGGAAAAUACAGUUAUACCUUUUAAUAAGUUUUUAAUGUAGCAUAGAGUGUAGUGAACGUGGGAAAAGACAGAGUACAUGGACAUCCAAGUCCCCCCCCCCUUCUUCGCCCGCCUGUAAGGCCUACCUUAUUGGUAAGAUUUUACUUUUUUGUUGUCUGAGAGUGAUUUGAUUUUUUUUUUUUUUUCCUUUUUUUCUUUUCCCCACCUCUAUCGAGGCAUCUGAGAGAAUGUUUAAGGCUCUGCUUCAGACUCGAUGAGAGCAUUGUGAAAUGACUCCAGAAGCAUUUUGUGUGCGUGUCUGCAUUCGAAUCGUUUUAAACUAUGGGUUUGUACAGUCGUGUAUAAUUUGAUUUACUCGUGUCUGUAUCAUUUAUCAGAUGCAUGUGUAUAGCUUUCCACAGUAGUGGUUCUGUGAACAUGCUGACCGUUUGAUCAGCAGUUUUAUCCUUCCAGUACCUUUUUUUUUUUUUUUUUUUUUGUAUUAAGGGGAUUGUCUGGACAUGAGUGCAAGUGGAAUCUGCAGUACGAUUACUCUUAUUACUUACUAGAACGUUUGUCAAACUAAUUUCUCAUUUUCCUUUUUUUAUUUUAUUUUAUUUUCUUUUUAUAAACCAUAGGAUUUCUCCUAGGUAGCUGCAGCUUGUCUCAUUCAAUAUAUCUGUUUCUAAUAUAAUGAGUCUUUAAAGACUGUUAGUGGGAGAUGUGAGUUCCUGCACUUAAAUCUGUCAAUCAGUGCCUUAAGGUUAGACGAAGUUAAAUGACCAGUCUCUGCGUUUUCUGGUCAUCUUGUGUACAAGAUGCUUCUGCAACCCCUCUAGAAAGUGACAGUUUGUCACUCCAGGUCUGUGUCUUGUAGGUGGGACCUGUCCAGUAUCCCUGAACAUGUCAUUUUUAAACCAUUAAAAAUAAUCUGUACAAAAGAAUCGAUUUGUUUGCUAUACUGACCAAACAACUAAAGAUAAUAGAAACCUCUUUAACAGAUUUGUCUUGGGUUAGUUAAACACUAGUGUGAAUUUCGUAUCUCUGUCUUGAUUGGUAUCGUGAUUUGUACGUGUAUGUUCAUGUGAAUCAGUCAUUCAAGAGAAGUUCACCUUUUAAAAGUAAGAUUUUUUUUGAACGCAGAAAAUAUCUGGAUUAUUCUGAAAAUCUUAUUUCUUAUUCUUAAAUCUUAUUCUGUUAAUCUUAUUCAGAAUGGUAGAAAUUGAGACCAGCAACCUAUUAAAACCGAGUGUACACAAUUUUUAUGGACAUCAGAUAUUGGCUCCAGUCAAAACCUACAGUAUAAAAUUUAGAUUAGUCACUAUGGGAAUAAAUUUAGGAAAAUACCAGUUUGCUUUUUGCCCAAUAUCAUUGCUUCAUGAAGUUUGAAAGAAUGGUCUCCUGAUGUUUUUCUACUUAUUAGUAUGAUCACACACACUUUACACAUUGAACUAGCAUUUAGAGUAGCCAAUGGUUUGUUGUUUUUUUUUAAACUUGUAAAUUCAGACAAUCCAAGUUUGUAUAAGAUUGUUUGUUUUGAGAUUAUAAACUUCCUACGUGUUGCUGUAUCUCACUUUUGGCGACGACUAUACGGAGGUAGAUAUAUAGUUUAUAUAAAAUGUUGGUUCACUUAAAGGUUUCUUUUGAAUAAAACUGUGUAAAAUGAA